This is a messenger RNA of Protopterus annectens (West African lungfish), 1982 nucleotides long. It is a transcript of the gene HOXB1, whose product is annotated as homeobox B1. Gene Ontology annotation, molecular function: RNA polymerase II cis-regulatory region sequence-specific DNA binding; DNA-binding transcription factor activity, RNA polymerase II-specific. Lineage: Eukaryota; Metazoa; Chordata; Ceratodontiformes; Protopteridae. The coding region runs from base 1 to 945 and encodes 314 amino acids. The transcript has 2 exons. Gene Ontology annotation, cellular component: nucleus. Gene Ontology annotation, biological process: regulation of transcription by RNA polymerase II. The record is from RefSeq and is a predicted model, not a curated record.
AUGGACAAUACCAGGAUGAACUCCUUCUUAGAGUAUGCAAUUUGUAACCGUGGGACGAGCGCCUACUCACCCAAGGGUUACCAUCAUUUAGAUCAAGGGAUGCCAUCUUUUCCCUCUUGUUCAGGUACUACAAGUGACAACUAUAAUGGUGAUGGACGGUUUUUAGUAGGAGGGAGCGCUUCAGUUCCAGUGCAACAAGAACUCCAAAAUCCAAACCUCCAUCACAACGCUCAUCACACCAACGUGGGCAUCCCCUAUGGUAGCUCUGGACCAGCUUAUACGCCGCAGACUUGCACUCAAGGCUAUGGACAUCAGUUUUACCUUAACCAGGAACCAGAAGGAGUAUAUUUCCAGCCAAACGGAUUUGCCUCCAGCAUUGGGCCUAGCAUUGGGUCUUUGUCAGAGAACUACUGUGGCGUUUCGGGGCCUGGUCAGUACCAGCAGCAUCAGUAUGGACAGGAACAGCAGGGCUUCCUACAGGGAUCCUACACCAACCUUUCCCCUCUUCCCAGUGCAGAAAAAGAGUCUGCAUAUCAAAACGAACAGUCUUCUGCAACGCAGACCUUUGAGUGGAUGAAAGUUAAGAGGAACCCACCAAAAGCAGCAACUAAGAUUUCCGAAUAUGGAUUAAAUAGUCCUCACAACAUCAUCAGAACGAAUUUUACCACUAAGCAAUUAACUGAACUGGAGAAAGAAUUUCAUUUCAACAAGUACCUAACCCGGGCCAGGAGAGUUGAAAUAGCAGCUGCCCUUGAGCUCAACGAAACUCAGGUCAAAAUCUGGUUCCAGAACAGGAGGAUGAAACAGAAAAAGAGAGAGAGAGAGGGGCUUGCUACCCAUGUUCAGGGUAAUGUAGCAAAGGGGGGAGAAACGUCUGAUCAGUCAGUUUCCACAUCACCUGACGUUUCCCCAAACUCCUCGACCUCCCAGGAAAUCCGAGAUUAGAAAAUUAAAGGCAAGACUGAUAAAUAAAACGAAAAGUUCUCUCUCAGCUUUCUGUUCAAGAAAGCACGAAUAUCGUUUUCAGCAGUUAAAAGACUUGAACUUCCUAUGUUUAACUUGAGACUGUGUGGGCAGAGACUUGGGGAUUUGUGUCUGCAUACCAGAACUUUUAAAAAGCACACUGCUUUACCCCAAUGGUGUAAAAAGAACACAAUUGUUUCAAGAUAAUUGAGCUAAGCAAUACAUCUGUGAUCCAGUUCUAAAGGACUGAGACACAUCCAUCUGAUUACCUAUUUUUUUUCUUCUUGAUAGUUGUAGAAUUCAGCUCGAUUACUUUAGAGCUCGGUUCUCAGAUAUUUUAUAACUGACAUAAAUGUAGAGCAAAUAUUUAAAAUAUAAAAUUAUGCUAUAAUAUAGAUUUACUAUUGCACAGAGGAACAUUUGAACACAAAGAAGCUUUUCUUCUUAAAGCAUUGUCAGUAUGUCUUUACCUCAGGGACCUUAUCCACUGUGUAAUGGGAUAUGCACUUUUGCUAACACAAAAGUAGCCACAGUAUUUUGUUGCAAUUUUAUUUAAUGAACGUCUUGUAAAUAUACCCAUACACAGCUUUUCUACAGCGUAAAUUGUUUCAGUAAUAUCAUGUUACAGUUUUAUGUACUUUGUUUAUUCGUGUAUAUAUAAUUAUUUUUGUACGUUUACUGCAUUUGCAAUUGUUUCCCACAAUAAUGUGAAUUCUCUUGAAAUGCAACACACUUUGCACUAUGUUUCUACAGGGUAUUUGUUAGUGGUUUGUUGAUUUUUUUUUCUAAGUAAUCCACACUUUCAUAUGUCCGAAACCAGUUCUUUAUCUAAGUGUUUUUGUACUUAGAACAACUGGUAAUUGAAUCGGGGACCUUGAAAAUCAGCAAGGGCAUACGCGCAGAGAUCAUUGUUUUUGGGUACUGCAUUUAAUCGGUUUUGACAUAUAAACGAAAUUGCAUGAACAAUACCUCUACCGAAAUGCCAAAUUGUAUUGCUUUAGCAUUUUCGUAUGUCUUAG